UUAUUAUUAUUAUAUUAUCCCUUUCCUCUCAAAAUGCACCUUCAGCAUUUCCUUAUACUCGGCAAUCCUUUUCUCUGAAAGGUAUCUUUUAUUGCUCCUCAAUCCAAUCAGGAGCCUACGCCGGGCUUUCAGAAAUGGCUGGCGGACUCGCCUCGCAUCAAGCAGGCGACGCUUCUCCGGCAUUCUUGCUCCGCCUUGUCCACGACAUCAUCUCGGGGAAUGUCGGCGGUGGAAAUGGUCACCUCAAUGUCGUGUUUAAAAAGGAUUGCACGGAUCUGGUGAGGAGGAUAGCUCUCUUCACGCAUUUGCUCGAGGAAAUCAGCGAUUUUGGACAGUCUGACCAUGAUGAUGCCUCCUCCUCCUCCGCUUCUUCAUGGUCGGCUGAUCUGGCAGUGGCUCUCCAGGCUGCAAAGCGUCUCUUGUCCGUCGCCUCCGCCUACCAUUCGAAUAAUUCCCCUGAUGGAGCUGCCAAAAGAAUUACUUUCCAAUUUCAGUGUGUUACUUGGAAGCUGGAGAAAGCUUUAGAGAAAAUCCCUUAUGAUCAGUUGCAAAUCUCAGAGGAGGUUCAAGAACAGGUAUCGUUGGUGAAAGCACAAUUGAAAAGAGCAACAGAAAGAUAUGGGUCUUUGAAUUUGAGAAAGUUUUCUAAUGCUCUGCCCCAGCCACUGGAAAAAGAAUAUGAUAGGACCAACCAUGAAAGUUUAGCAAUGCUGGAUGGCAUUCCUGAAAAUUGGGGUCCUCAAAGACAUGGUGCAGAUCAGGUGACUAAGAUAUUGGAAAGAGUGAAGAGCUCUUCAACCUCUUCUGAGGUCUGUCUAUCAAAUGAAAAUGAUUCCAAAGGGCAAGAGAAUGUGGCCAUUAAGGGUACUGAAGAACUCAAGAAGCCUGAUGCACCAGUAAUACCUGAUGAUUUUCUAUGCCCUAUAUCUUUGGAACUAAUGAGAGAUCCGGUGAUUGUGGCUACAGGACAGACAUAUGAGAGAUCUUACAUACAGAGAUGGAUAGAUUGUGGCAACAUAACAUGUCCGAAAACGCAGCAGAAGCUGGAAAAUUUAACUCUAACCCCUAAUUAUGUUCUGAGAAGUCUAAUAAAUCAAUGGUGUGCUAAACAUAAUAUUGAGCAGCCAUGCGGGUUAGCAAAUGGUAGGCUUAAAAAGAGUGAUGGAUCUUUCCGUGAUGUUAGUGGAGACAUGGCAGCCAUCCAGGCUCUGGUCUGUAAACUGUCAAGCCGGUGCUUAGAAGAACGUAGGGCUGCUGUGGCUGAAAUCCGAUCACUAUCAAAGAGAAGCACUGAUAACAGGAUACUAAUUGCAGAUGCAGGAGCGAUACCUGUUCUGGUGAACCUACUUACGACAGAUGAUGUGUCAUUACAAGAACAUGCAGUAACUUCUGUUCUUAACCUUUCCAUAUUUGAAAAUAACAAAUCUCUUAUAAUGCUUGCUGGUGCCAUUCCUUCCAUUGUCCAAGUCCUCAGAGCUGGAAGUAUGGAAGCAAGAGAGAACGCAGCAGCUACCCUUUUUAGUUUGUCACUUGCAGAUGAGAACAAAAUAAUAAUUGGUGCAUCAGGGGCAAUACCAGCUUUGGUAGAUCUGCUACAACAUGGGAGCGCUAGAGGGAAGAAAGAUGCUGCAACUGCUCUGUUCAAUCUAUGCAUUUAUCAGGGGAACAAGGGCAGGGCUGUCAGAGCUGGAAUUGUGACAGCACUGCUUAAGAUGCUCACAGAUUCAAGAAACUGCAUGGUUGAUGAGGCUCUAACAAUACUGUCAGUUCUUGCUAGCAACCAUGAUGCUAAGGCUGCUAUAGUAAAGGCUAGUACCAUACCUGUUUUGAUUGAUCUUUUAAGAACAGGUUUGCCCCGCAACAAAGAGAAUGCAGCUGCCAUUUUACUUUCUUUGUGUAAGAGAGAUUCUGAGAAUCUUGCCUGCAUAAGUAGGCUUGGUGCUGCGAUACCCUUGACAGAGCUUACCAAGAGUGGCACUGAGAGGGCCAAGCGGAAGGCUACUUCAUUGUUGGAGCACCUUCACAAAUUACAGCAGCUCUGACCAUUGUGGUUGUACCAGAGCGUUUGUUAAUUGUUUUCUAUUGACUCUAAUUGUUUGACAAAAUUGCCAUUCUAUUCGUUUCAGACCCAAGAACUGAGCAUGAGAUACAAAGCCAUUCUCAUUGCUCUCUGUGCAUUCAUUUCUUUCAUUGAUGAGUGUAAAAAAUUUAUUUGGUCUCUUGAUUAAUGAAGAUUGCUUUCGUUUUGGUCU
This is a messenger RNA of Theobroma cacao (cacao), 2252 nucleotides long. RefSeq names its product U-box domain-containing protein 11-like. Gene Ontology annotation, molecular function: protein binding; ubiquitin-protein transferase activity. NCBI's taxonomy places the organism in Eukaryota, Viridiplantae, Streptophyta, Magnoliopsida, Malvales, Malvaceae. Gene Ontology annotation, biological process: protein ubiquitination. The record is from RefSeq and is a predicted model, not a curated record.